Molecule: messenger RNA, 834 nt
Organism: Puccinia triticina
Lineage: Eukaryota; Fungi; Basidiomycota; Pucciniomycetes; Pucciniales; Pucciniaceae
Exons: 2
Coding region: 1-834 (277 amino acids)
Source: RefSeq, a predicted model, not a curated record
AUGGCUUCUAUUACACCUUGCAAAGUCCAAAUGUGGAAUAAGACCAAUCUCACGAUUUUUCUGGUCAUUACUUGCGGAGUCCUGAUCCCUUCGCACAUAGCCAGAUUUUCAGACGAUUCAACUCCCAAAACAAAACAUCAUGAAGUGGCCAAGCGAUUGGACCCUUCCCACCAACUUGGAGAGAAUGAUACUUCCAGUGUUUCUUCCGGAAAGUCAUCUACAUAUAAUAUUCCUAACAAUUUGACUGCCGCUGCCAAUGCCACCUUACCUCAGCCGCUUCUCGGAUCAUCAGAUCCCAACGGUGGCCUACUCACGGAUCCUUCGCAUCCAACUUUUGGCACUAUCCCAGUCGGAGUCCCAAUUAUAAAACCUUCUGAUCUCGUCACCAGUGCUCUCUUGACGGCCGCUCCAUCUUCAGCAACAGCGAAAGCCAACUCAUCGAUGAAUUCGGAGAGCUCAAAGAAUAUGACAAAUCAGCCCCAAGGUUAUAACCAAACAUUGGGACAACAGCCGGUUUUGAGUGGUAGUAUGGCGAUUUCCUUGCCCACCCUCACUACUACUUCCAUGGUAUCUCAAGCCACUCAACCUCCUGUUCCUGCAAACGGAGCCGUGUCACUUAGCAGUCUAUCACCCAACACUGUGCUCGAGGUGGUGACGGCGCCAACACCAACAACCAGUACUGCCUAUGUCUAUGCAACUAAUUCACCUAUAUCUUCUGACAACGCUUCACCCUCAUCUAACUCUUCCGGUCAUUAUCUAUUGCCAUCAGCCAUCUAUCCUUUGGUUGGCUUUACAUUGGCGUUGAUCCCAGCUAUUCAAAUCAAUUGUUUAUAG